AUGGAAUACCUGACGAAAGAGCCCGAGAACCUCAACGCCGUCCAGCGCUUCGGCCGUUGGCUUCGGUUGAAGCAGUACCAGAUCGAGGUCACGUUCGGUGUUUACAUGUUUACAUCGGCUGAGAGGUUUAUAUUUUGGUCUGUCGUAUUCCUCUUGUGCAGCUUGCUGACCAUCGCCGUCGUACUCUACCUACCCCAACAUCUUCUCUUCAUCAUCAGCCGCGCCUGGUUCUACGUUAAUGGUGGCGACAGCGGUGUUGCGUCCAACAUAGUCGCAGGUAGCAAGGACGUCCUGUCACUGGCAACUUCAUCCGUGGCGACGACUAUGGCAGCAGCGGCUACUGAGACGGCUGAAUAUAUGAACCGGGAGCUAUGA
Messenger RNA from Daldinia caldariorum, 375 nucleotides. RefSeq lists its product as uncharacterized. Lineage: Eukaryota; Fungi; Ascomycota; Sordariomycetes; Xylariales; Hypoxylaceae. The coding region runs from base 1 to 375 and encodes 124 amino acids. The record is from RefSeq and is a predicted model, not a curated record. The transcript is spliced from 2 exons.